GUGAUGUUCAUCUCAAGCAGUCAGUCAACCACAUAGAGAGCACACCCAUGACAGUGAGUUGAGGGUUACAUAGGAGCUGCAGCACAAUGACUCUUGAAAUGUAUCCGUGUGUGUCUCUCCUGCUCCUUCUGAUGGGCAGAGGUGCCAUUCCCCUAGUGCUCUCCGAGGAGGUGAAAUUAUGUUCCAAAACAGUGAUCAACUCCUGCAAUGACUGCAUCAAAUCAGGAGCGUACUGCACGUGGUGCAAACAACCGAACUUCAUCAAACCAGGGGAGCAGGAAGCAGCUCGCUGUGACACCUGGGCUCAGCUCAUAGAAAGGGGCUGCAUGGAAGAAGACAUCAUAUCUCCCAAGAAUGACUUUUCUUCUUCUAAGAACAUCUCCCUGUCCAACACUGCAUUGGACAAGGGGGAACCCAUCCAGCUCCGUCCUCAGGAGGUCAAUCUGAAGCUCAGACCAGGACUGCCUCAUACAUUCACGCUGGACUUUCAGAGAGUGGAGGGCUAUCCUGUUGAUCUCUACUACCUGAUGGAUCUCUCCUACUCCAUGGAGGAUGAUUUGAGGAGCAUCAAGACUCUGGGAAACGAACUGUUUAGCGCUCUGCAAGGCAUCACAAGAAAAGGACGAAUCGGUUUUGGCUCUUUUGUAGACAAGACUGUCCUGCCGUUCACUAACACCAACUCAGAGAAGCUGAAUAAGCCAUGCGCCGAAACAGAGAUGUACUGCCAACCUGCUUUUGGCUACAGACAUGUUCUUAGCAUGACGGAAAACAAAGCUGAGUUUGAGAGCGAGGUCAACAAGCAGCGGAUCUCUGGGAACUUGGACUCCCCCGAAGGGACGCUGGACGCCAUCAUGCAGGCUGCAGUCUGUGGGGAAAGGAUUGGCUGGAGGAAUAGCAGCACUCGGCUUAUCGUCCUGACCACCGACGAUGGCUUCCACAUGGCAGGGGACGGCAAGCUGGCUGGCAUACUGGAGCCCAAUGAUGAGAGAUGUUACAUGGACAAUAACCUGUACAGCAAGAGCAAUGAAAUGGACUACCCAUCUGUUGGUCAAGUGGCUAAUCAGUUAGAGAUGAACAACAUUCAGCCAAUCUUUGCUGUGACGAAGAACAUGGAGAAGGUAUACAGGGAACUCAGUAAAAUGAUCCCCAAGUCUGAGGUGGGAGUGUUGUCCGCUGACUCCCAUAAUGUCGUUGAACUGAUCCAAAAUGCCUACAACAGGCUCUCCUCCAAAGUGACGGUGACUCAUGAUGCUCUCCCUGACAACGUGAGAGUCACUUACACUCCACUCUGUCCUGAAGGGGGACCCUCAGGGGACAAAGGAGUGUGUAACAAUGUGGGAGUGGGACAGAUGGUGUCUUUCAAUGUAACAGUGACAGCGGAUGAAUGUAUGCAGAGUGAAAUGUCUUUCCUGAUUGGUCCGUUGGGUAUGAAGGACAAGCUGAAGGUGAGCUUGUCGACUCUCUGCAAGUGUGAGUGUGACGACUCUGUGACGGUCGAUUCCCCGUACUGCAACGGGAAGGGCCAAGUCAACUGUGGCAUGUGCAGUUGCAAAGCCGGCUUUGUGGGCCAGAAGUGUGAGUGCUCCAUCGGGGAGAAGGACGAGAGCUCUCUGAGAGCGGCGUGCCGGAAGGACAACGGCACGGAGUGUGAAGGACGAGGGGACUGUGUGUGUGGCAUUUGCCAGUGCUACACCUUACCAGGUGGCAGCACCUACUACGGCACGCACUGCGAGUGUGAAAACGAGAGCUGCGAGAAGUUCCAGAACAAACUGUGUGGAGGGAACGGAAAAUGCCGUUGCAAAAAUUGCGAAUGCAAACCCGGGUACGAGGGCACCGCCUGCCAAUGCAAGAAGUCGGACGAGCAGUGUCGCACACCAAGCGGGAGUGUGUGCAGCGGCAGGGGCACGUGCAAGUGUAACCAGUGCAAGUGUAUGGAGGGCUACCAGCGGCCCUACUGUCUGACCUGUCCCGCCUGCCAAACCACCUGUAUAACCAAGGGGAAAUGCAUUGAGUGUCUGGGCUUUCAGACAGGUCCAUUCAGUAAGAACUGUUCCCAGGCCUGUACGAGUAUUAGUGAAUUCAAGAUGGUGGAGAUGUUGCCACCUGGUAAGCCUUGUGAUGUGAGGGAUGUGGAGAGCUGCCGGGUUUUCUUUACCAUUACACAGUUGGAUGGAGAAGACAACUACACCGCCCAAAUAAUAAAGACCAGAGAGUGUCCCAAGUUGCCAAACAUCUAUGCCAUCAUUGGAGGCUCCAUCGUAGGCGUGACUGUCAUCGGAAUCCUGAUCCUGCUCUUCAUCAAAGUCUUCUUCACAUUGAAAGACCUGAAGGAGUACCGCAAGUUUAGGAAUGACGCGCAGAAAACCAAGUGGUCAGAUAAUAAGAAUCCAAUAUUCCAGGAGGCAACCACCACCGUGGCUAACCCUACCUUUAGUGGAGAAUAACUUCAGAGAAGUCAGUCAAGACAUUCGGUUGGAUGCAAACGCAUACAUUUAUUGUUUCUGUUUUAAUGUGCAUUUAUGUAGAUUAGUUCAUUUAACUUAUACAUUGGUCUGUCUUUUUGUGUGUCCCGAGUCUGAACAUUUAGAGAAUGACUCGAAACUUGUACUGCUGGAGUGUUUGCUACAUGAUCUUAUGUCUAGUUGGAGUCAAUUCCAUUUUAGCUCGAUUAAAUGCAGGAAUUUGUUUAGAAAAGCACUGAAUAGUUUUGUGCAAACCUGGUUUUAUUUUGUUUGGGAUUAUAAACUGUUGUGUAAAAAGUUGGACACAUUGUUCAACUUCAUGAAACCUAUUAAAGGCCCAAUGCAGUCAGCGUGAUUCUCCAGUGUUUUAUAUAUAUUCCCACACUGAGGUUGGAAUAAUACUGUGAAAUUGUAAAAAUAAUGAUAAUGCCCUUUUAGUGUAAGAGCUGUUUGAAAAGACCACCUGAAAUGUCAGCCUGUUUUGGUGGGAUGGAGUUUUGGUGCCUGGUGACAUCGCUAGGUGGAAAAUUAGUUGAUAGACCAAUAAGAAAUAGUAACAAACCUCUCUGCCAAUAACAGCUAGUUUUCAGUAUUACCACUCCCAGACAGUCCUCGCUAAAUUAUUGCUUGAGAAAUUUCUCAUUGCUAAGAUUUUUUUUGGUACAAUUUAAAAUGAAAACAAUCACAUGUUACUCAGAAAUGAUUUGAUAUCGAGAUAAAAUGGCUGCAUUGGACCUUUAAGCAAUUAUUUUUGCAGCUUUUAUGUAGUUAUCUGCAAUGUACCAUGACUGUACAUCAUCAUGAAUAUGAAGAAGCAAGUGAAUUAUGAAAUAAAACUCUCUUGAUUUGAUGGA
Molecule: messenger RNA, 3316 nt
Organism: Oncorhynchus gorbuscha (pink salmon)
Lineage: Eukaryota; Metazoa; Chordata; Actinopteri; Salmoniformes; Salmonidae
Product: integrin beta-2-like
Exons: 16
Coding region: 87-2444 (785 amino acids)
Biological process (GO): integrin-mediated signaling pathway; cell adhesion mediated by integrin; cell-matrix adhesion
Cellular component (GO): focal adhesion; integrin complex; cell surface
Molecular function (GO): amyloid-beta binding; integrin binding
Source: RefSeq, a predicted model, not a curated record